Messenger RNA from Elaeis guineensis (African oil palm), 1639 nucleotides. Its product is annotated as zinc-finger homeodomain protein 3. Lineage: Eukaryota; Viridiplantae; Streptophyta; Magnoliopsida; Arecales; Arecaceae. Gene Ontology annotation, cellular component: nucleus. Gene Ontology annotation, molecular function: transcription cis-regulatory region binding; DNA-binding transcription factor activity. Gene Ontology annotation, biological process: regulation of DNA-templated transcription; regulation of developmental process. The record is from RefSeq and is a predicted model, not a curated record.
UUGUUUUGUCUUAGUUUCUCCAACAUUCUGCAUUGUUGCAUAACCCAAACCAUCACUUGGAAUUCUCCUGCUUCUGGUCUUAUAUUGUACUUUGAGAAAAUGAAAUGAGCAUUUGAAGAGCAAGUCUUUAGGAACUGUUCGAGUUAUUGUUGUUUUCUACAUGAGUGAAAAAUGCUAAGCCCCCCCACACCCACACAAGAUACUACUUAAGUUAGGUGUGUUUGAUUCUUAGGCCCAGGAUCUUGCUGCUCCCUCAAAAGAAAAGGGCAAGAACUGGUCCACAAUUAACAAAGACUUCUUCUCAUUCCAAUUCCAGAGUGUCCUUCUCAUUCUUUCACUUAAUAGAGUUUUUGCAAGCAAAAGCCAGUGCUCUUCUAUCUGUUUCCCAUUCUGUUUGCCAGGCCUAUGAAUCUCAAAAUGGUUCAAAGUAGCUAUUUUUCUUAUCUAUCUUCCUCCACCGUUGGGUCUGCAAGGUUGGGAAAGAGUUUGGACCAGCCAAAAAAAGAGUGGUAAAAGAUAAGAAUUAGCACAAAGAUAGAGAGAGUGCAAGUGAGAAAGAAUGGAUCUUUCUGGCCAUGAAGGAGAAAUCCCAAUCCCAAUAACCAGCGCAUAUAUUGGAAGCCAUGGUCAGAGCCAUGGCCACACCAUCAUCCAUGAUACCCCUCCCCUCCUACACCACCCUUCCAAUGGACCUCCCCCUCCCCCUCCCCUGCCCACAGCUGCAUCAGAGGACCACCAGCACCACCCUGCCAACCCCUACAGCUCUAAGAAAGGAGUGGUGGUGAAGUACAGGGAGUGCCUCAAGAACCAUGCAGCCUCCAUUGGUGGCAAUGCCACUGAUGGCUGUGGUGAGUUCAUGCCAAGCGGUGAGGAGGGCACACUGGAGGCCUUGAAGUGUUCUGCCUGCAACUGCCACAGGAACUUCCACAGGAAAGAGGUAGAUGGGGAGGCCUCCUCCUGUGACUGCUUCCACUACCUCAAGGAAAGGAAGGUGCUGGGCCAGAAGGGGCUCUUGAUCUCAGGGCCAGAGGCAUUUGGCUAUGCUGCUGCUACCAAUAGUCUCAUUUCAAGGCCAUCACCACACCACAUGAUCAUGCCCCUGGGAGCCCUGCAGACCUCUGAGUCUGAUGAGAUGGAAGGGGUGGGUGGUGGGGCCAUGGUGAGGCCUCCCAUGGUGAAGAAGAGGUUCAGGACCAAGUUCACGCCAGAGCAGAAGGAGAAGAUGCUGAGCUUUGCUGAGAAGGUGGGGUGGAGGCUCCAGAAACAGGAGGAGAGUGUGGUGCAGCAGUUGUGCCAGGAGAUUGGGGUGAAGAGGAGAGUCCUCAAGGUGUGGAUGCACAACAACAAGCAUAACUUGGCUAAGAAGAGCCCCCCUCUCCAGCUUGAAUGACUACUGAUUCGACUCCCUCUCUUUCUUCCUCUCACUCCUAGUUUGAUGGUUUCCCAUGGCCAGUGCUGAUUUUAGGGGUGGAUUUAGAUAGCAGCAUGCUUUGACUGUCUUUUCUUUGUUACUAUUUGGAUUUUUAUCUCUCUUGUUAGUUCUCAAUUGUUAAGGUGAUGUAGCUUAGUUUGGCAGACAUGAACCAUAUGCUCUCUUUCUUUUCUUCUUCUAAUGGCUAUAAAACUUGGACUUUGAUCA